Molecule: messenger RNA, 480 nt
Organism: Closterium sp. NIES-65
Lineage: Eukaryota; Viridiplantae; Streptophyta; Zygnematophyceae; Desmidiales; Closteriaceae
Source: the annotation of a GenBank genome assembly
AUGGAGGCAGUGGAGGGGGUGGGGGUGGUGGUGGGAGUGGUGGCGGGGGUGGAGGUGUCGGUGGCGGCAGUGGAGGCGGAGGCGGCGGCGGCGGUGGCGGUGGGAGCGGAGGUGGCGGAGGUGGCGGUGGUGGAGGAGGCGGUGGCGGAGGAGGAGGAGGAGGUCGAGGCACUUUGCAGAGGAGUGGCUCCGGUGCUGCUGCUCACGACUACCCUGGUGCUGAGGAGGUCGGGGCUGCUUCCGCUCCUAGUGGGAAGCGUCGCAGCGGCAGGGGCGGCAAGGGUGGCAGGGCAGGUGGAGGCGGCGGGGGAGGUGGCGGUGGUGCAGGCGGCGGGGGCGGUGGAGGUGGUGGGGGUGGUCGUGGGGGUGGAGGGGGUGGAGGUGGUGGUGGGGGCGGCGGAGGCACUGGGGGCGGUGGAGGGGCUAGCAGCAGCGGUGGGGGAGGAGGGAGCGGUGGUGGCAGUGGUGCCCCUGGUAUAG